UUCGUUUGUGGAAAAGAAUGAUGUUGAAUAAAUAUUAUCGUAUCAUCCACAAUCAUAUUAUGAUCCUAUAUCAUUUUGAUGAAUUAUUACAAAAAUACGAAAAUCAUCAAUUAGAAGAUGGUGAAAUUAUCGACGCAAAUGGUAAAAUUCCACGUUCAUUUUUACAUCUUAUAAUGCCAAGUAUAUGUAAUGCUGUGUACAUAUUUGGUGCAAUGUCCUUUGUCAUCUGGAGUCAACAUUUAAAACGAUAUGCAUUCUUCAAUACAUUACCAGCGUUUCUUCCUGAAGAAGCAAAAAAAUAUAAUCUAACUGUUAUUGCUGUAUGGGCAUUAAUUGUCAUAUUGCAAAUGUUCUUUGGUCUAUCCACACGAAUUGAACAAUAUAGAUUUUUGCAUAUUCUCCAUCUUGAAAGCAACGUAAAUGAAUUGGAAUUAAUGAGUCGACAACAAUUUCAAUGGAUUAUAAAUAUUCGUGAUCGAUUAUUAUCGAUGAAUCGAUCUAUGAUCCUUACUUUUUGUUAUUUAACACAUUUCGUAUGGAUAUUUUCAAUAAUAACCGGAAAUAUGUGGAAUAUUUCAAUCGUAUGGACUAUAUUUUGGUUUCUAGUUUUUCAGAUAAAUGCCUACUACAUUUGUUCAGGUUUGAAUUUAUUAAUUAAUUCAAUUUACCAAUAUUCUGCAUUCAUAGUCAUUUUACAAUGGUAUUUGAUCAUGAAACAACGAUCAAUAAAGAAAAAAAUUGAUCAAUUUUAUCAAAAAUGUAUGGUUAAAUAUUCAAGUUAUCAAAAUGGAAAACUUUUACGACAAUUUCAAUAUGAUCAAAUCAAUAAUCAGUUUGUUCAACUAUUGAAAGAAAUUGAAAACAUAAAUAAACAAUUGACACGUUUCUUGAGUAUAUUGUUUCUGGGAAUGAUUUUAUUAUUAACAUAUAUAGCUUGUCUAUUAUUUUUGGCCAACGUAUCACCUGGUUAUAAAUAUCCAUUCCGUUGUUUGAUCUGUAAUCAUUCAUUGAUACUAUCCAUAUUCAUUUAUAAUUGUUCCAGAAUUGAACAACAAAAUUGGUCAUUGAAAAUGAAUCAAAAAUGUUUGAAUUAUUUACCAAUGAUUAUUCGAAAAACAUAUAAGUUUGGCGAAAUUAAUGGUACUUUGUUGAAAAAAACACCUGGUUUUUCAUUAGUCAAUGGUGUAACAAUCACAUCGAAUACAUUUAUAACCGUAUGA
Molecule: messenger RNA, 1220 nt
Organism: Dermatophagoides farinae (American house dust mite)
Lineage: Eukaryota; Metazoa; Arthropoda; Arachnida; Sarcoptiformes; Pyroglyphidae
Source: RefSeq, a predicted model, not a curated record